AUGAAGAAAAUUCAACUCGAUGAAACUACAGAAGAUUUAGAAACUUGCAAGGGAUCCAAAGAUGUUGAAAUGACAACUGCAGAUGAAACUACAACAAGUAAACAUGAGGAGGUAGAAGGUGACAUCGAGAACCACAAGGCCAAUAAUGAAAUAUUGGAAGCCAAGAGCUUGCUUCAGAUUGAUCAUGAGGUGCAUCGAACUGAAAAUUCCUCCAAAAUUAUUGCAAAUAAGCCAGUACAGUACGCAGCUCUUUGUGACGUAUUUGAAAAAUUAGAGGAAGAGACCGGUAGAUUGAAGAAUUUAGCUAUAGCCUCCGAAUUUUUCUGUGAUAUACUAAAAAGGGGUGUCAAUCAGGAUGUGGCCGAACAAAAUCUCAUAGAAGUGACUUAUCUCAUGAUCAACAGAUUAGGACCGGACUAUGAGCCCGACUUGGAGUUGGGAUUGGGAGAAACUCUUUUGCUUAAAGCUUUGGCUCAAAGUACUGGAAGAGAGCUGAGACACAUCAAAGAUGAUUAUCAUAAGGCUGGGGACAUAGGAAAGGUUGCUCAAAUUUCUCGAUCCAGACAGCCUAUUAUGUUCAAACCUAAACCUCUCACCAUCCAUCAGGUGUUUCAAAAUUUGGCGGAAGUUGCCAAAUCCACGGGUAAUUCUUCUCAAUCCCGGAAAAUAGGUAUCAUCAAUAGAAUGCUAGCUGCUUGUGCAGGUCAGGAGGCGAAAUUUCUAAUGAGAUCCCUUGAGGGUAAAUUGAGAAUCAACUUCGGCGAGAAGUCUGUUCUUGUCGCAUUGGCCAAGGCAUUCGCGGAGUUUGAAUGUGGUACGGGUAACCAUUCUGAGUCUGAGGCUGAUCUCAAUGCUUUGGUGCGCGCACAGGAUCAGAUUAAAGAGGCAUUUGCACAAACCCCAAACUAUGAAAUGAUCAUACAUAACUGCUUGAAGUAUGGAGUUGGCCAUGUGGCAGAGCAUUGCACCCUCAAGCCUGGUAUUCCUGUGAAGCCGAUGUUGGCUAAGCCUACGAAGUCCAUUACCGAGAUUAUGGAUACAUUGCAAGACCGUAAGUUUACCUGUGAGUAUAAAUAUGAUGGUGAACGUGCACAAGUUCACCUAUUACCUGACGGAAGUAUGAGGGUCUAUUCUCGUAACUCGGAAAACAUGACCGAGAGAUAUCCCGAUUUGAUUCCAGUUAUUGAUGAAUUACGGGCGAAGAAUCCAGAGAUUCGGUCCUUGAUUUUGGAUUCUGAAUGCGUUGCAUGGAAUCUGGAAUCGCAUGAGAUUCUUCCGUUUCAAAUUUUGGCCACCAGAAAGCGUAAGGAAGUUCAAGAGAAAGACAUCAAAGUCCGCGUUUGCUUAUUUGUCUUUGAUGUUCUUUACUUCAAUGGAGAGUCAAUAAUUCAAAAGCCUUUGAAUGAAAGGAGAGAGUAUCUCGAUAAGCACGUGAUUGAGAUUCCCGAAAAGCUUCAGUUUGCUACGAGACUGGAUUCGACAAGUGUCGAUGAGAUGUCUGCCUUUCUAGACCAAUCUGUCCAUGACUCAUGUGAAGGUUUAAUGAUUAAAGCUCUAUUUGGAAAAGAGUCGCACUACGAGCCUUCAAAAAGAUCCAAGUAUUGGCUUAAGCUUAAGAAGGAUUACCUUGAAGGGGUGGGAGAUUCACUAGAUUUAGUCGUGAUAGGUGGUUAUAUUGGUAAAGGUAAAAGAACCGGAUGGUACGGAGGAUUUCUUUUAGCAUCUUAUAACCAGGACACAGGUGAAUACGAGUCCAUUUGCAAGAUCGGUACAGGUUUCAGUGAAGAGCUAUUGGCCAGUCUCACAGAGCAAUUGAAGCCCAAAGAAACACCAAAGCCCAAGCCUUCUUACGUAUAUGAUAAGGAUAACUCCAAUGCUGAACCCGAUGUCUGGUUUGAACCUUCCAUGGUGUUUGAAGUCAAAGUGGCAGAUUUGACCACAUCUCCUUUAUAUAAAAGUGGGGCUUCUUAUUUUGGGAACAGGGAUAAAGGUAUCUCACUUAGAUUUCCCCGCUUUAUCCAGAUCAGAACGGAUAAGGCCACCGAAGAUGCAACUAGUAGCGAGCAAAUUGUAGAGAUGUAUGAGAGCCAAGCGGUGGUUCAAUCUUAA
Molecule: messenger RNA, 2109 nt
Organism: Brettanomyces nanus
Lineage: Eukaryota; Fungi; Ascomycota; Pichiomycetes; Pichiales; Pichiaceae
Exons: 2
Coding region: 1-2109 (702 amino acids)
Biological process (GO): DNA repair; lagging strand elongation; Okazaki fragment processing involved in mitotic DNA replication
Cellular component (GO): mitochondrion; nucleus
Molecular function (GO): DNA ligase (ATP) activity; DNA binding; ATP binding
Source: RefSeq, a predicted model, not a curated record